AUGUUGCGCGCGUACUCGAGAAAACUCACAAAACGCAUCGCACGCAUCUCUCCCUCAUCGUUAGAAAUAGCCCCAGAGAUACUUUCAAAACGACGUUCGCCACCGGAGUAUGACUUUCAUCGUUCGAAGAUCGAGUUCGUCCUCCGCGCGUCCUACGGCAACAACACUGCUGCUGCUUUCAAAAAGAAGAAGAAAAAACCAACCAACAAACGAGCAUCUGCGAUGAUAAAAGCAGUCGUCCCAACGCGAAACGACGAUUCAGACGACGAUUGGAAAGAAGUCCUCGACGAUGCGAGUGGUCAGACGUACUUCUGGAACACGCGAACGAACGAGACGACCGCGCUGGGGGAUCCCAAACCGUUACAACGCCAACAACGAAAUGCGCUUCAACAUCAUCAUCAUCGAGAAGAUGACAUUUUUUCAUCCUCGUCUCCUCCAAACGUGAUGUUCGUGAACAUGGGCACGAUAUUUCUUUUCGGCAUCGGCGGUUCGAUCGGGGUCACGUUCAUCGCCGCUUUGUUAGGGUUCCGGUGA
Molecule: messenger RNA, 534 nt
Organism: Bathycoccus prasinos
Lineage: Eukaryota; Viridiplantae; Chlorophyta; Mamiellophyceae; Mamiellales; Bathycoccaceae
Exons: 1
Coding region: 1-534 (177 amino acids)
Molecular function (GO): protein binding
Source: RefSeq, a predicted model, not a curated record